GGAAGUGAGAGAGCGAAACGUUUGUGUUUACAGAAGGUGCUGAAAUGGAUCAGAGGAACACCCAGCAGGACUUCCAGGACCAGUUCAAUGAUGUGGUCUCCAGACUGCAGUCCAAGCAGUUAUUCCAGUCCGACUGGGACAUCGCUGCUUUUGUGCUCUUCUUUGCAUUCUUUGGUAUGGUUCUUGUGCUUGUCAUCCUGGUCCUCAUCCGCUGCUGCUGUUGCUGCUGCUGCGAUGAUGAACAGUGGCAGCCCUGUGAGAUAUGA
Molecule: messenger RNA, 266 nt
Organism: Nematolebias whitei (Rio pearlfish)
Lineage: Eukaryota; Metazoa; Chordata; Actinopteri; Cyprinodontiformes; Rivulidae
Gene: smim22
Product: small integral membrane protein 22
Exons: 4
Coding region: 45-266 (73 amino acids)
Biological process (GO): regulation of cell population proliferation
Source: RefSeq, a predicted model, not a curated record